GGAUUGUGCAGAGCAGGAGAGUGAGGGAGAGCGUUGGGAGAGCGGCAGCGGCGAAGAUGGUGAAGUUUUUGAAGCCGAACAAGGCCGUCAUCGUCCUUCAGGGGCGAUACGCCGGUCGGAAGGCGGUCAUCAUCCGAUCGUUCGACGAGGGAACCCGAGACCGUCCCUAUGGGCACUGCUUGGUCGCCGGGAUCGCCAAGUAUCCGAAGAAGGUGAUUCGCAAGGACUCGGCUAAGAAGACUGCGAAGAAGUCCCGAGUGAAGGCUUUCGUCAAGCUUGUGAAUUACACCCACAUAAUGCCGACUCGCUACACCCUCGAUGUCGAUCUCAAGGACGUGGUCAACCUCGAGGCACUCCAAUCUCGCGACAAGAAGGUCACGGCUGCGAAGGAGGUCAAAGCUCGGUUAGAGGAGCGGUUCAAGACCGGGAAGAACAGGUGGUUCUUUACCAAACUCAGGUUCUAAGUAAGAGGCCAAAAGAAAAUUACCUCAGCUGUUAUAUCGAUUGUAGGAUUUCCCAUUUUGUUAAAUGAUAGGAUUUUAAAUUGGGUUCUGAACCCAUAUUUUUGGAUGGUGUUGAGAGUUCAUUUUGGUCUUGAUAUUUCUGUUUGAAAAGUCUAUAUAUGUUGAUAGUUCGCUCUGGAUUUCUUAAUUCGUUUUGCAUUCUUAUGUGUUAGUGUUCCAAAUUGAUAGUUCGCUCAGAUGACGGAAUCUGAGCAGAUUGAUGUUUUAUUAUUGUCUUGGUUAUUGAUGAAUUUGAGCUCUCGUCUUUCAAGUA
Molecule: messenger RNA, 777 nt
Organism: Nelumbo nucifera (sacred lotus)
Lineage: Eukaryota; Viridiplantae; Streptophyta; Magnoliopsida; Proteales; Nelumbonaceae
Product: large ribosomal subunit protein eL27x-like
Biological process (GO): translation
Cellular component (GO): ribosome
Molecular function (GO): structural constituent of ribosome
Source: RefSeq, a predicted model, not a curated record